Molecule: messenger RNA, 3378 nt
Organism: Nakaseomyces glabratus
Lineage: Eukaryota; Fungi; Ascomycota; Saccharomycetes; Saccharomycetales; Saccharomycetaceae
Gene: ECM32
Product: RNA helicase
Biological process (GO): nuclear-transcribed mRNA catabolic process, nonsense-mediated decay
Cellular component (GO): cytoplasm
Molecular function (GO): RNA helicase activity
Source: RefSeq, a predicted model, not a curated record
AUGUUUGCGUGCAAGACAUGUUCCCUCGAGGGCGAUGCGGAAGGUAUUACGAAGCAUUUGUCAACUACGAGGCACAAGACUGUCCUUAGCGAUGCCGAUGGCAACUCCGAGGUCGCAUGUGAGGAUUGUGAUGAUACCAACAUUCAUAUGUUACAGAUUAUUAGGUUUGAAGGUGAUGAUAUGAGACUGCUGUGUAACUCAUGCUUCAAGAAAGAGUACACUGAAUCUGAAAGACCGAGCACAUUAUAUUCGCUGUCCAAUGGUACAAUUCUUAAGUUCUGGGACAGGUAUUUGAAGGUACGAGACUGUUGCUGUGAUAAGUGUGGUAAUGAAUCUAAUUUGAAUGCUUUGAAUCCCAAUACAGUGCUAUGUGAUAAGUGUCUCUCUACUAUAAAGUCUCAAGAAGCCCAAAAGUACGUCUCAGAGAGCUCUGGUAGGUUUCUUUAUACAUUGUUGGGUAUUAAGGAACCUUCAAAAACACCAAAGAGGAAGGGCAAGUUUAAGAGAAAGUUGGGAAGACGGAGCAAAGGUAAAGGGAAACCUAUGAGGAGUAGGGCAUCCACACCUGGUGGUGAGGAAAAGAAACUUACUGUUAUGGAAAAGAUUAACCUAGUGAGUAACACCAAUAGACUGGCAAAUACAAAAAUUACAAGUUCUAAUGAUAUCACAUUGGGCUCAUUUAGAGGAGUUAGUGCGCCAAGUGGGCCGUCUAUUGGUUCAAGAGCACCAGAUAAGUCUAAACAUGCUGCAAAAUCCACAAAAUCUAAUAUAUCAAAUUCAGUGAAACAUUCCAAACCAGGAAAAUCGAGUUCAACAAAAAAUGUAACAAACUCAGGAAGCAAAGCUGUUGGAAGAGGGGAUAGCAGGACAAUGAAGGAUCCAAAGAAGAUGAAAUCCAAAGAAAAUGGUGAAAAAAAAUCACAAUCACGAAGCAAAGGUUCUUCUGAAAAGAGUAAGGUGAAUGACAAGUCCGCUAAAAACAAGAAAGCAGGCAUAACUGCAACCAACACAGAAGGGUUAAAGUCGAAAAGAGAUGGAAAGUCCAACUCCGUAGCGAAAUUUAAUGGCAAGGACAGCGAUAAAAGUAACGAAAACCGCCAAGCAUCAAAAUCCAAGUAUGGUAGUGGUAGCAAGAACAGUAAUGGACAGAUUAAAGAGGCAACUAAAUCGAAGAAUGGCAAGGAACGCAAGGAACAACCUCAAAAGAAGAACAAUAAAAAUGAAAAGAAAACCAAUGACGACAGCGUUCGCGACAAAAAGCAAACAAGUAAAACCAAUUUGAAGAAGAAUAACGAAAGUGGAAGUAGCAACAAAAUAAAAAAUGAUGAUAAGCCUAUAGCCGAUACGGCGGCUAGAAAUAAGGGAGAUAAAGAGAUUGAGAUGGAAGAAGGUGUGGUUCAUAAAGAAUACAAGAAAUUCCAACCAAAAUUAAGAUUUAAUGAUUUGAAGGAAUAUUGUAGAGAAUUUUCAAAUGCGAUUUUUCAAGAGCAGAAGCUGGAGAACGAUUUUGUUUUCAAUUUUAACAUCAAAUGGCCAGCUAACUCUGUCGACAAUGUUUUCCUGAUAACUAUCAACAUGAAGAAUAACGAGGAGAUCGAAAAGCUAAUGACCCCUGUAGACAUCAAACUAAAAAAGAUGCCCUUUAAGAACAACUCACCCAUUAUAUUUUCGAAUUUGAAUGAAACAGAAUUAUGGUAUGCCUUCAUAAAAGAAACUGAUAUGCAAAGAAACCAAAUGGUUUUGCUGAUCGAGCUGUUUGGGUGGAAUGACAAGCCACUACCAGUGAAGCAAUCAUCUGAGAAAUUCAAGUUUUUGCCAUUAUCGGCUUCUGCUAAGAGGGUGUUGUUUGCCAUGAGUAGAAUUGAUAACCCGACAUUUAUUGAUAUGCUUCUUGGUCAAAAGGACAUCAAGAAAUUGGAAUUCAACAAUAGAAUGAAAUUUACGAAUGAUAGAUUUAACGACUCACAAAAGAGGGCUAUUCAAAAUGUUCUGAACAACAAAGUCACUAUAUUGCAAGGUCCGCCUGGUACUGGUAAAACAGCCACCAUUGAAGAGAUCAUUCUGCAAAUGAGGGAGCAUUUCAACUCUUUCCCCAUUUUAUGUGUGGCGGCUUCUAAUAUCGCAAUAGACAACAUUGCUGAGAAAUUUAUAGAGAAGAGGCCUGAUAUUAAGAUAUUAAGAAUAGUAUCUCGAACCAAAGAGAAAGAGUAUGGUAUGGACCACCCCUUGGGGAAGAUAUGUCUACAUAACAUUGUGCGUGAGAAUCUGAACGAAGAAUCUCGGGACACCGCUAGAAAGCUAGCCAUGGGCCAGACGAAAUCCUUUAGCAAGAACGCGUUGAUGCGGUACUUCAGGGACAAAGAAGGCAUUGUUAACAAGUAUAUCAAUCAGUGUACGAUCAUAUUUUCUACCAAUGUGGCUGCGGGUUCUACGGAGCUGAAGGUGAUCAAGGAGAUACCUGUUGUUAUCAUGGAUGAGUCGACGCAGUCAUCGGAGGUGUCUACACUGAUCCCGCUGUCGCUGCCUGGUAUCAAGACGUUCGUGUUUGUUGGUGAUGACAAGCAAUUGAGCAGUUUCAGUGACAUUCCGCAGUUGAGUUUGUCUCUGUUUGAGCGUAUUCUGCAGAACGGUACGUACCAGAACCCGCAUAUGUUGAACACGCAGUACAGAAUGCACCCCACGAUCAGUGAGUUCCCGCGGACCAUGAUCUACAAGAACGAGCUGCAGGACGGUGUUACCGCUGAGCAGAAGCAGCUGGACAAAGUGGCGCACCCGGUGUACUUCUACGACUACCGCGCCACUGCGCAGAACCGCGAGCAACUGCACCGUGUCAGGCGCCGUGAUGUGACCACAGUGAGUUACUACAACCGGGCCGAGUGCCGUAUGAUCCUGGAAGUCGUGCACAUGUUGGUGAUCGAGAAAGGCGUGCCGUUGGAGGACAUCGGUAUCAUCACGCCGUAUGCCGGGCAGCGUGAGCAGCUUGCGACUAUGGUGCAAGCGGACGAGCUGAUCAACCCGCGCGGGCUGGUCAUCGAGAAGCAGAGCGAGGAGAAGGAUCUCUUCAGUGUCAACGAGCAAAGCAUGGGCAGCAACAACACCAUCUGCAUAGUGAACGGGCUGCAAGUGUCCACGGUGGACGCUUUCCAAGGCCACGAGAAGAGUGUUAUUGUGUUUUCGUGUGUGAGAAACAACGAGAGCAACACCAUUGGGUUCUUGAAAGACCAGCGCCGUUUGAACGUCGCACUGACCAGGGCCAAGAACUCGCUGGUGAUCGUGGGCUGCUCGAGCGUCCUCUCCCGCAGCGACAGCAUCUGGAAGAAGUACAUAGACUACUUGUCCAAGAACAAGAUGAUCCACACCAGUUUAUCAGAAUACUAG